GAAGUGAUUGGGCUCACUGUGGAUCAUGGCGUUUUACUGUACAUAAAAAAUAAGUUUAAUGUAUGUAAAGCGUUAAUUUCUUUCCUGCCGGCACGUAGCACCACAAAUCUCUCUAGUUUUGACACGCGUUAACAUCGUUUUUAUUUACUCCUAACACUUAUGUAUUCCGAUAAGUUAGUCAGUUAUGUCUAAAUCAUCGAGAAUGGACCCAGAAAGAAACGAGUCCAAACAGCUGCCGAUCUAUCAGCACAAAACCAAACUGAGACAAGCCGUCAGAGACAAUGAUUUCCUGAUUAUUACUGGCGAGACUGGCAGUGGGAAAACCACUCAACUUCCACAGUAUCUGCACAGAGCAGGCUUUUGUAAAAAGGGAAAAAUUGGUAUCACUCAGCCUCGCCGGGUGGCUGCUAUCACUGUGGCUCAGAGAGUAGCCCAGGAGGUGAAAUGCACUCUGGGAAGAGAGGUUGGCUACCAAGUACGCUUUGAUGACUGCACAUCACAGGACACAGUGGUGAAGUACAUGACAGAUGGCUGUCUUCUCAGAGAGAUCUUGGCCGACCCUGGACUUUCUCAGUACAGUGUUAUAAUCUUGGAUGAAGUUCAUGAACGCAGCCUCAAUACUGAUAUUCUCCUGGGCUUACUGAAGAAAAUUUUCUCCAACCCUGAUGAGGCCAAAAAGGGACGCUCUUUCCCUCUCAAAGUAGUGGUGAUGUCUGCUACGCUGGAAACAGAAAAACUGUCAAGCUUUUUUGGCAACUGUCCUGUUUUCACUAUACCUGGGAGAACAUUUCCUGUGUCGUGCACAUUUGGCUCAGCUAUUGGACAUAAAGACACAGAAAGCUCUGGUUAUGUGAAAGAGGUUGUUAAAGUGGCCUUUGACAUCCACACCAGUGAAAUGGCAGGGGAUAUUCUUGUAUUUUUGACAGGUCAGUCAGAAAUUGAGCGAGCCUGUGAUUUGCUCUUUGAAAAGGCGGAAUCUAUCGACUACCGUUACGAUGUACAUGACCAAACUGUGGAAGGCCUCCUUAUUUUGCCUCUUUAUGGAUCCAUGCCCACCGAUCAGCAGAGGCAGAUUUUUCAGCCUCCACCUCCAGGAAUAAGGAAAUGUGUUGUGGCCACUAACAUCGCAGCCACGUCUCUCACCAUCAAUGGCAUAAAAUACAUCGUAGACAGUGGCUUUGUGAAACAACUCAAUCACAACUCCAGAGUGGGGCUGGACAUCUUGGAGGUGGUGCCUAUUUCAAAGAGUGAGGCCCAGCAGAGAGCAGGCCGAGCUGGAAGAACCUCAGCUGGGAAAUGCUUUCGAAUUUAUAACAAGGAAUUCUGGGAGAAGUGCAUGCCUGAAUAUACAAUUCCAGAGAUCCAGAGGACAAGUCUGACUGCCGUGAUACUUACACUUAAAUGCCUCGGUGUUCAUGAUGUCAUCAGGUUUCCUUAUCUGGACUGUCCAGAAGAGAGGUUUAUCCUAGAAGCACUUAAACAGCUCUACCAGUUUGAUGCCAUAGACAGGAGAGGUCGAGUGACCCAGCUCGGGGAGCUGAUGGUGGAGUUCCCCUUGCACCCGGGUCUCACCAGGGCACUGCUCAAAGCUGCAUCUCUCGGCUGCCAGGAUCUGUUGUUACCUGUAGCUGCCAUGUUGUCUGUAGAGAACAUCUUCAUCCGACCAGGCCACCCUGACAAGCAGAAAGAGGCAGAAAAGAAGCACAGCGCACUGGCUGCCAAGAGCGGUGGUAUGAAUGACUUUGCCACACUUCUUAGUGUGUUUCAGCUAUGUAAAUCCAGUGAUAAACCCUCAGCGUGGUGUAAGGACCACUGGAUCCACUGGAGGGCGCUGAAGUCAGCCUUUAGUGUGGAGACUCAGCUGAGAGAUAUCCUCCUCAGGCUCCAGCAGAAGAGAGAUUUCCCUGUUGAAGUCUUUGAUGGUAAUAAGAGUGAGCUCUUCAGACGAUGCCUGUGCACAGGAUACUUCACAAACGUUGCCAGGAGGUCUGUUGGAAAGGUAUUUUGCACAAUGGACGGCCAUGGGUCCAUGGUUCAUGUUCAUCCAUCAUCAUCGCUGUUUGACCAGGAGGCAGAACUCGACUGGAUCAUCUUUCAUGAUGUGCUGGUGACCUCAAGAGUGUAUAUCAGGACCGUAUGUCCAGUUCGGUAUGAGUGGGUGAAGGACUUAUUGCCUAAACUCCAUGAGGUGGAUGUCUAUGAACUGAGCAAUGUGGCGAGAGAAGAAGUAACCGAUGAGGAGAUAAUGAAAUGGGAGAACAAAGAGGCGGCCAAAAGACAACAAGAGGUUUCUGUAGAUGAUGCCAUGAAGAAGCUGGAGAAGAGAAAUGAUGACGCCAGUGUCAGUGAUGCUCGUGCUCGAUACCUGCAGCGAAAGCAACAAAGACAACAAAGUAAAGCAAACUGACAUAAGACCAUUACCUUCAGAUCCACAAUUCAUACAGUAUGUCACAAAAGAGCAUAUUUUAUAUGUUAAUAAAUUUUUUUCUACAUUUCUAACAUGA
Molecule: messenger RNA, 2504 nt
Organism: Sphaeramia orbicularis (orbiculate cardinalfish)
Lineage: Eukaryota; Metazoa; Chordata; Actinopteri; Kurtiformes; Apogonidae
Gene: dhx40
Product: DEAH (Asp-Glu-Ala-His) box polypeptide 40
Exons: 17
Coding region: 185-2407 (740 amino acids)
Cellular component (GO): intracellular anatomical structure
Molecular function (GO): ATP binding; 3'-5' RNA helicase activity; RNA binding
Source: RefSeq, a predicted model, not a curated record